Salvia splendens (bonfire salvia) is the source of this 1816-nucleotide messenger RNA. RefSeq lists its product as uncharacterized. The transcript is spliced from 2 exons. Bases 465 to 1598 code for a protein of 377 amino acids. Gene Ontology annotation, molecular function: nucleic acid binding; zinc ion binding. Lineage: Eukaryota; Viridiplantae; Streptophyta; Magnoliopsida; Lamiales; Lamiaceae. The record is from RefSeq and is a predicted model, not a curated record.
CUGUGACAUCCGUGACCCAAAUCAUACAUCAUAUGGCAUAAUUACAUAUUUUAUUAUAUAUUAGUUAUGCAAAUGUGUAUGUGUGCUUAAUACUAAGUGUCUUGUGCAUGGAAAAUGUGUGCAUGGGAUUUAUAGUAAUAUGUAGUGAGAAUAUGGAAAGAAAAGAAAGUAACUCUUUGUAUUAGUUUAGCUUCUGAGGUAAGCUUCGUAUUUAGCUUCUGAGGUAAGCUUCGUAUUUAGCUUCUGAUGUAAGCUUCGUAUUUAGCUUCUGAGGUAAGCUUCGGUUUAGCUUCUGAAGUAAGCUUCGUCAUAUAUAUAAAGGAGUUGAAAAAGGUUAAAAAAAAGGGAAGAAGGGGGAAAAGGAGAGAGAAAUUCUACACUUAUGAAUUUUUGAGAGGAUCAAGGAACGUAGAUCGGGAAUCAAGAGCUAGUGUUUGACCAGGUUAUCUAUCCUAAUCAGGAACAUGGAUAUUCCUGAACAUACGUCAUCGAGGAGAGAAGGGUCAGCCGCCCCGCAUAAUUCAUCAACUGCAGAAGCAUCUGAUACACCUGUUGCAUCAUCUCGGGGUAGCCAGCCAAUACAUAGGCAGGUUGAACAAGAAGUACAGGGGCUAGAAAUGAGACCAAGGGGUAAAAAUUUUAAAGAACUACGAAAGAUGGGAGCCGUUGACUUUGUUGGGACUACUGAUCCUGCCGAGGCUGAGAUAUGGUUGAAGAGGACAGAGCGUGUGUUUAAUCAGAUGGGUUGUAUUACAGAAGAACGUUUUGAUUAUGCAGUGUCUCUUCUUCAGGGCGAUGCUUACUAUUGGUGGGAGACUGUCCCACGAGCUAUGAUACAUCCUCCAGUACUCAGUUGGGAUGACUUCUUGAGAGAGUUCAGUGAUAAGUAUAUGCCACCAGUGUAUCGUGAUGAGAAGCAAAGAGAGUUUUUGUCCCUUAAACAAGGAUCUAUAUCAGUUGCAGAUUAUGAAGUGAAGUUUACUCAGCUUUCUCGUUAUGCAUCGGCAUUGCUACCUACAGAACAAGAUAAGUGCAGACGUUUUGAAGAAGGAUUGAUAUACGAGAUAAGAAGCAAAAUCACACCUUCAGACUUUCGUACUUAUAAUGAUCUACGUGCAGCAGCUAUACGAGCAGAAAGACUAGUGAAAGAAAGACAUGUGUAUAUUCAAAGACAAAAGAGGGGACCACCGGAGUAUAGGGGUGAAUCAAGCUCGAACAUUUCAAAAAGGCCUAGUUCUUUUUCUUCGGCAUCGAGUUUCAGUAGAGGAGGUAAAUUGGGUCAAAGAGGCGGACGUGCACCACCUUUUAGUUAUGAGUGGGGACGAGGAUCUGGUGUGACAGCACGUGCACGACCUUUAUGCGUGCACUGUGGACGACCACAUACAGGAGAGUGUCGACUAAUUAUAGGAGGUUGCUUUCACUGCGGUCAACAAGGACACUAUUAUAGGGAAUGCCCACUUCGGCCUAACAUGAUAUCGAGUGGAAGAGCAGCGACGGAACCAACAGUACAGAAUGUGCGACCCGCAGCAUCGAGUGCAAGUAAUAAUCGAGGUCGUGGAAGAGGACAGACUAUGAGUGCAAGUAUUAGAAAGAAAUGAAUUUUGCGGACAAAAUUCCUAAAGAGGGGAAGAAUUGUGACAUCCGUGACCCAAAUCAUACAUCAUAUGGCAUAAUUACAUAUUUUAUUAUAUAUUAGUUAUGCAAAUGUGUAUGUGUGCUUAAUACUAAGUGUCUUGUGCAUGGAAAAUGUGUGCAUGGGAUUUAUAGUAAUAUGUAGUGAGAAUAUGGAAAGAAAAGAAAGUAACUCUUUGUAUUA